Messenger RNA from Parathielavia appendiculata, 1779 nucleotides. RefSeq names its product kinase-like protein. Gene Ontology annotation, cellular component: cytoplasm; Golgi apparatus. NCBI's taxonomy places the organism in Eukaryota, Fungi, Ascomycota, Sordariomycetes, Sordariales, Chaetomiaceae. Gene Ontology annotation, molecular function: protein serine/threonine kinase activity; ATP binding. The transcript has 3 exons. The record is from RefSeq and is a predicted model, not a curated record. Gene Ontology annotation, biological process: regulation of vacuole fusion, non-autophagic; protein phosphorylation; vacuolar protein processing. Bases 300 to 1535 code for a protein of 411 amino acids.
CUGCAACUCACCCUGGCGCAGCGGCUGACAACGCGCCAGCUCGACACUUCACCUUGAAAAACAUGCUGACAAGCUGGAAGCAGUAGAUACUCUUCCAGGAACACUUCUCCUUCAUAUACCCGCCAAUCGUGAGACGCGGAUAACCGAAUCUUCACCAGCGGUGACGGACUGCUUCGAUUUCAGUCGCAGACAGACUGGCGAGCCCUUGACGAGGAGUGGCCAGCCAUUGCGAACAACACGCAUGACGAACCUUUUCAACUAAUUUCUCGAACUGCCCACCUUCCAGCAACCAGCCCACUAUGGCGCAAGUCUUAUUCGACCUCAUAUCCUCCUUCGGGAGCUGCCUGAACUGUUUCCCGAGCUCGCCGACGCUCAACAUCAACAACCGCAGCUUCAAGAUCUUGCGACUGCUUGGCGAGGGCGGCUUCUCGUACGUCUACCUGGUUCAGGACACGUCGACAUCGGAGCUCUUUGCGCUGAAAAAGAUCCGCUGUCCGUUCGGCGCCGAGUCGGUCGCGCAGGCCAUGAAGGAGGUCGAGGCGUACAAGCUGUUUGCGCACAGCCCGGGCGUCAUCCACAGCGUCGAUUACGCCAUAGCCACUGAGCGCGGCGGUGGCGAGCAGAGCAAGACGGUCUAUGUGCUCCUGCCGUACUACCGCCGCGGCAACCUGCAGGACAUGAUUAAUGCGAAUUUAGUCAACCAUACCCGGUUUCCCGAGAAGAGGUUGAUGUUGUUGUUUUUGGGGGUCUGUAGGGCGCUGAGGGAUAUGCAUUUGUAUCGCGGCCCCGGGGAGGCUGGGGUUGGUGACGGUACGCGCGGAGAAAGGAUGGAGGUCGGGAGGGUGGUUGAGAAUGGGAAGAAUUCCAAGGGGCGGCAGGGUGGCGCCGACGAGGAUGAUGAGACGGAGCAGCAGCAGCCGUUGAUGACGGAGGAUGAGAGGCUUCCGGCUGCGGCGCCGGGGGCAUUGAGGAGUUAUGCCCAUCGGGAUAUCAAGCCGGCCAACAUCAUGAUAUCGGACUCGGGCACGGAACCCAUCAUCAUGGACCUCGGCUCCAUCGCCGUCUCGCCCCUGCCCAUCACCAGCCGCUCGCUGGCCAUCGCCACACAGGACACGGCCGCCGAGCACAGCACCAUGCCGUACCGCGCACCCGAGCUGUUCGACGUCAAGACGGGCACCGUCAUCGACACCAAGGUUGACAUCUGGUCGCUCGGCUGCACCUUAUACGCCUGCCUCGUCGGCAAAUCGCCGUUCGAGAUGCGCAGUGACGAAACGGGCGGGUCGCUGAGCAUCUGCGUGCUGUCGGGCGACUGGCGCUUUCCGGACGAGGGGCCUGGCGGGAAGCAAAAGGCCAAGGGGAAAGGGCCGGCGGCGUCUGCGUCGACAGCGGCCGACGACGAGGUUAUCAGCGAGCCCAUCCGUGAGGUGGUCAGGAGGUGCUUGAAGGUGGAGCCGAGUGAACGGCCGGAUAUUGACGAGCUGAUCGAGAUGGUCGAGCGCGUGGUGGAUGAGCUGCCGGAAGACCGGCCGGCUUGAAGGGUCAAUGGAACGAUAGGAGUGUCUGUUCGCUGUGCUCUUUUGACUGGUUCGGGGCGGGUGUGAUCUAUGAUGGCGUUAGGCGCCGGGAACAGGAGCGAGACCUUUGGGUUGGUGGACUUCCUUCCGUGUAUUAUGAAUACCUCUUGAAUAUGUGGCUGGGAGCCUCAAAUAUCUUUGAUCCUUGUGGGAUCAUCCAACACUCGAGAAUCUUUCUAUUCACGACCCGAAGACCAUUCUAUUG